AUGGACUAUUGGGAGACCCGGUUGUCUGAUUCUACCCGCAAAAUCAGUUGUCAAUUGGCGACGGUCCACGUACUCGCAGUUUCUUCCCACGGACUUGGCGCACUAAGCGAAAUUGGCCGUCCAAGGACAUACUUUUCUGGAAAGAGUUCUAUGGGGAGAAAAUUCCUGGCGGAUUGGCGAAUGAGAGAAACAUGCCAUUCCGGUGUCGGUGUCAUUUGCCAGUUCAGCGUUCUUAGACCCAUGGACGGCCUCAGGCUAGCCGCGGACUCCAUCCAGGAAAAGCGAUCGACAGUCCAUAGAUAUAGGCGCUCUUUUCCAUCGUCCCAGACAGAUUAUCUUAGUGAUUAUCAAGGAUACGCUUGCUUUGAUCAGCGGGUCUUCUCCGUUAGCACUGGUGGUGGUGAGCUGAGACUUGCUCCGUAG
Molecule: messenger RNA, 423 nt
Organism: Aspergillus niger
Lineage: Eukaryota; Fungi; Ascomycota; Eurotiomycetes; Eurotiales; Aspergillaceae
Exons: 2
Coding region: 1-423 (140 amino acids)
Source: RefSeq, a predicted model, not a curated record